GGUUAAAAGCGCCGUGAGCGUCCCCUGCUCCGCAGAACCUUGGAGGCGGGGAGCGGAGAAGCCGGAGAGACGUGCCCAGGCCACCAGCGGGAAGCCCAAAGGCUGAGGGUUAGCUACACCCUUCCAGCAAGGGCCGGGCGCAGGGGGAGAACCGCAGCCCCCGGCCAAGCGGCUAGGACCUGAGCGCCGGAGAAGCGUAGGGAACCUCCCCCUUCCCUGGGCACUCUCGGAGCAGGCGGAAGCGCCGUCACCCGACGCCCCCAGCCUUGCCAGGGUGACUCCGGGCGCAGGAGAGAUGUCGGCCCUAUCGCCCGAGGAGCAGUUCCUCUGUCUGAUCUCCUGCUUCAGGCACCGGCUCACGCAGUCCAUACAGGUGGCACCGGUGCUGGACCGCCUGGCCACGCUGAGCCCGCAGGAGAAGGAGCGGAUCCGGGCGGUCGCUGCGCAGCAGGGCGACCCGCAGGCGGCUGGGUUGCUGCUGGACGCGGUGGCGCGGAGCUGCCAGCAGCAGGGCUGGAUCCAGCAGUUUGUCACUGCGCUGCAGCAGGGGGGCAGCGACUUGGCCGCCUGCUACGUGAACCCCAGCCUGAGCGAGCUGCCCUCCCCAGCGGAGGAGACCGAGCACGACGUGUGCGUGCACCUGGUGCAGCUGCUCUAUGGCACCCUGGUGGACAAGCUGAGGAGCCGGCAGGUCACCAACAAGUGUGUGGAGAAGGGACUCCUCCAGGACGAUGACCAGGAGCGGAUCUUAGCUGCAACUGAAAAUCAUGGGGAUAGGGAAGGUGCACGUGAGUUGUUAAGUAGAAUAAUAAAGAAGAAAGAUUGGUUCUCUCCAUUUUUGGCUGUCCUGCGUGAAACUAAGCAUGGAAACCUUGCAGAUGAACUAAGUGGAAAUGUACCAGAAACCGAAAAUAAAGAAAAUGGGAUCAAGCAACCAGCUACUACAGAUGUGGACAUGGAAGCUGAAGAGCCGUUGGCCUCUGAAGUAGGGGAGGAGCUGAAGCAGAGAGAUGAAAUGAAUGAUAGUCUGGCCAGAGAGAGCAUUAUAUUAGGAACAUCUUUUGAAGACACUUCUGAAGUUUUAGAGUCUGAUGUCAGUUUGCUCGAUGCAAGUGUCAGUUGCUUAAAUGAAAGUAUGGGCCAUAGUAGCAACACAAGUGGUGAUACAGAUGAGGACGAUACGGACAAAGGAGCUUCCCCUGAACCAGAGCUGAUUCUCAGAGAUUACCAGAUGGAGGUUGCAAAACCAGCACUGAAUGGGGAGAACGUUAUAAUAUGUCUCCCUACAGGCAGUGGUAAAACCAGAGUGGCUGUUUACAUUACCAAAGAUCAUUUGGAUAAGAAGAAAAGAGCAUCAGAGCCUGGAAAAGUUAUAGUACUUGUGAAUAAGGUACCAUUAGUGGAGCAGCAUUUCAGAAAAGAGUUCAACCCAUUCCUGAAGUGCUGGUAUCAGGUUACUGGAUUAAGUGGUGAUUCUCAGCUGAAAAUCUCAUUUCCUGAAGUUGUAAGAAAAAAUGAUGUCAUUAUCAGUACUGCCCAGAUCCUUGAGAAUUCACUGCUGAAUGCAACCACAGAAGAUGAUGAGGAAGGUGUCCAGUUAUCAGACUUUUCUCUCAUUAUUAUUGAUGAAUGUCAUCACACCCAGAAGGAAGGCGUCUAUAACAAUAUAAUGCGACGUUAUUUAAAAGAAAAGAUGAAAAACAAUAAAUUCAGAAAAGAAAACAAACCCCUGAUUCCACAGCCUCAGAUCCUGGGACUAACUGCUUCACCUGGCGUGGGAGGGGCAAGAACUCCUCAGAAAGCUGAAGAACAUAUUCUGAAAAUUUGUGCUAAUCUUGAUGCAUAUAGACUCAUGACUGUUGAAGAACAUGUCCCCCAACUGAAAGAUCAGGUGAAGGAACCACGUAAGAAGUUUGUGAUUGCAGAUGACAAAAGAAGGGAUCCCUUUAGAGAGAAAAUUACAGAAAUCAUGACAGAGAUUCAAAAUUAUUGUCACCUCAACCCAACAUUUGAAUUUGGAACUCAGCCCUAUGAACAGUGGGCAGUUAAAGAGGAGAAAAAAGCUGCAAAAGAAGAAAACCGUAAAGAACGUGCUUGCGCAGAGCAUUUAAAGAAAUAUAAUGAUGCCCUGCAAAUUAAUGACACUAUCCGAAUGAUCGAUGCAUACAACCACCUCAAUAACUUCUAUAAGGAGGAGAAAAGCAAGAAAACAACAGUAAAUGAAGAUGAUUCUGAUGAACCAGUAGCAUCAAAACUAGAUGAAACAGAUAAGUUUCUGAUAAAGUUAUUUUACGCAAAAAAGAAACAGCUGAAAGAGUUGGCUGGAAAGCCGGAAUAUGAAAAUGAGAAGCUGACACAGUUGCGAAACACCUUAAUGGAGGAGUUCACAAAGACUGAUGAAGCUAGGGGAAUUAUCUUCACAAAGACUCGGCAAAGUGCAUUUGCCCUUUUUCAGUGGAUUAAGGACAACACAAAAUUUGAAGAAGCAGGAAUUAAAGCUCACUACCUUAUUGGAGCUGGUCAUAACAGUGAAUUUAAACCCAUGACUCAGAAUGAACAAAGGGAAAUCAUCAGUAAAUUUCGUGCUGGGAAAGUCAACCUACUUAUUGCUACUACUGUGGCUGAAGAAGGCCUGGAUAUCAAAGAGUGUAACAUAGUUAUCCGCUAUGGUCUUGUCACCAAUGAAAUAGCUAUGGUACAGGCCCGGGGCCGAGCUCGAGCUGAUGAGAGCACCUAUGUACUGGUGGCAUCAGGUGGAUCGGGAGCUGUUGAACGUGAAAAUGUUAAUAUAUUUCGUGAGAAAAUGAUGUAUAAAGCUAUUCAACGUGUCCAAAGGAUGAGACAGGAGGAGUAUUUAAAUAAGAUUCAGGGUUUUCAGAUGCAAAGUAUAAUGGAAAAAAAAAUGAAGGCAAAGAGAGAUCAGCUUAAGACUUACAAGGAAAAUCCAUCACUAAUAACUUUCCUUUGCAAAAAUUGCCACAAACUGAAAUGUUCUGGGGAAGACAUACAAGUUAUAGAAAACAUGCAUCAUGUCAAUGUGAAAAAGGAGUUCCUGGACCUUUACAGCAUAAGAGAAAAUAAAACACUGCAAGAAAAACAUGCCGAUUACCAAACAAAUGGUGAAAUUAUGUGCAAAGACUGUGGGCAAGCUUGGGGAAAUAUGAUGGUGCACCGAGGUGUAGACCUGCCUUGCUUAAAGAUCAGAAAUUUUGUAGUUGUAUUCAAGGAUAAGAAAACCUCAAACAAAAUUUUCAAAAAAUGGGGAGAGCUGCCAAUCAAGUUCCCUGUCUUUGACUAUGCAGAGCAUUAUGUUUCCAGUGACGAAGAUUAAGGAUUUGUUCAAGAAUGUAAAGAAAUGCAAAUAUUCAGCAUUAUUUUGACUGCUAUGAUCAGACUCCUCUUUUGCAUACAGAAGGCCAAAUUUUGUAUCCUGCAGACUGUGGAAGGCCUUGAAUGCAGUAAAACUACUGUGUGGGAAGAAGAAGGACAUGGAGAGGAGAGAGGACUAUGCUGUCUGGCAGCUGUUUACGCUCCAGCAUGCAGGUUUGGGAUGGGUUGAGGAAAAAGAAGACUUUGUGGAGCCAGGCUUAGUGUGGAUCUACAGAACAAACCUACUCUUACCUACACAGCAGCAUCCAAUCAAUUAUCAAGGUCUCCCUUAUAUUUUUUUAAUUGCAACUGUCAUUUUUUAUUAUUGUAAUGAGUGCCUUUCGCUUGCUGAGACUUUCUUCAGAUAUUUUGGGGCUCUUAUCUCAGACACUUUUAAAAAAAUAACUUGAUUGUAGUUCAAAUGUGCAGAAAGCAGGGAUUGGGAAUCAGUUUUUGGUGACACAGCAGCAGAAGUGGAGUACAGGGUAUGCAAGCAUUAUCCCAGUGCAAGAGUUGGUGAGGGCCACCAACUCCUAGCAGCGGUCUAAGCUGGUCAUUUUCCACACGUCCUUCCCCAUGCUCACAUUGCUAUUACUCAGAAGCACAGAUGACCUUGCUGUCUCCACUUCUGCACUAUGUUCUGAAAGAGGAGGCCAGUGAGGGGAGUAGAUUUACCUAGUGUUGUCUCCCAGAAUGCUCUGCUUCUCUUCCUUUAUGCCAUCAGCUGGUGACUUCCAAAUGUGUUACGUAGUCAGACUAAAACUAAACUACCAUUAAAAUAUGGUUUGAAAAAUCACUGUAUUUAAACCCAUUUAAAUAUCCAGCCUCUCAAAUUCGAGAACUUCAGUGACAAAUACAAACUUUACCUGUGCAGUAACAUGAGAAGACUGUGUAAAAUGUUGGAGAUAAAAUAACGUAGCCCGUUAAUAAAUAAUCUCUGUAAACUGUGAUACAUCUUAUUUCCUAAAAAGAAAAGGAGUACUUGUGGCACCUUAGAGACUAACCAAUUUAUUUGAGCAUGAGCUUUCAUGAGCUACAGCUCACUUCAUCGGAUGCAUACCGUGGAAACUGCAGCAGACUUUAUAUACACACAGAGAUCAUAAAACAAUACCUCCUCCCACCCCACUGUCCUGCUGGUAAUAGCUUAUCUAAAGUGAUCAUCAAGUUGGGCCAUUUCCAGCACAAAUCCAGGUUUUCUCACCCUCCACCCCCCCACACACAAACUCACUCUCCUGCUGGUAAUAGCCCAUCCAAAGUGACAACUCUCUACACAAUGUGCAUGAUAAUCAAGGUGGGCCAUUUCCUGCACAAAUCCAGGUUUUCUCACCCCCCCACCCCCAUACACACACAAACUCACUCUCCUGCUGGUAAUAGCUCAUCCAAAGUGACCACUCUCCCUACAAUGUGCAUGGUAAUCAAGGUGGGCCAUGUCCAGCACAAAUCCAGGCUUUCUCACCCCCCCCCCCCCCCCAGGGACACACACACACACAAACUCACUCUCCUGCUGGCAAUAGCUCAUCCAAACUGACCACUCUCCAAGUUUAAAUCCAAGUUUAACCAGAACGUCUGGGGGCGGGGGGUGGGGUAGGAAAAAACAAGGGGAAAUAGGCUACCUUGCAUAAUGACUUAGCCACUCCCAGUCUCUAUUUAAGCCUAAAUUAAUAGUAUCCAAUUUGCAAAUGAAUUCCAAUUCAGCAGUUUCUCGCUGGAGUCUGGAUUUGAAGUUUUUUUGUUUUAAGAUAGCGACCUUCAUGUCUGUGAUUGCAUGACCAGAGAGAUUGAAGUGUUCUCCGACUGGUUUAUGAAUGUUAUAAUUCUUGACAUCUGAUUUGUGUCCAUUUAUUUCAUUUAUUUAUUUCCUGUCACCAUUAGUGCAUAGACAUUCAUAUGCAGUAAUUGUUGAAGCUUCUCUUCAUGACAUAUUUUUUAAACAUUUGGUGUGAAAUCCUGGUCCUAUUUGAAGUUGAGUUUUGCCAACUUCAAUAGGGCCAGGAUAUCCACCCUUGCAAUUCAAAGUGCAGCUCUGCUCUAAAAAGUGACUUCAAAAAUGGCAUCGUGUGGUUCCAUAUUUCUCUCAUUGACCAAUUACAUAUUUUUUCACCUUACACGUAAAAAAAGUGUGGGUUUUGUCUUGUCUUCCUAAAUGUCAGCCUUUUAAACUCAACCUGGGAUCUCUGAAAGUAAACCUGUGUUCUUUCUGGCUUGAGCAUCAUUGCUGGUAACCCUGACCCAAAUGAGAUCUGCAAAAGUGCAGCUGAGGUUUGCAACUCCAGGUGAAGAUCCUGCAGUUGAAACAUAGCUAAAAAUUCUUUUUGCUUAUGCACAAGACAGAAAGUAAUCCAGCUCACUUUCUCAUAUGUAUACCAUCUUUAUGUUGCUAACAGGAGUAAAAAGUAGUAUGAACUUGUUUUUGUUAUUAAAGAAUCAGUGUCCACAAGGAGCAAAUCUGUUGAGUUAGGACUUCCUACCACACUUUAGGCAUAUUAAAUUAAAUUGUUACAUAAAAAAAACAGUAACAUAAAUUAUGACUGGCAGAAAACAGUAGCUUAACACAGAUAUCAACAAACUGUGGUAUGGAACAAUGUUAAAUUUUAAUUUACCUAUGUCAAUGUCUAUUCUGAUAGGCUCAUCUGAGGUCUAUAUUGUUUUAUUUAAAGUCUUGCCUCAUUCAGAUAACUCAUGGGAAUGUCUGCUGAUUGACUCAGGAGUCAAUUUUAGUAUUUGCUCUUUUAAUUUCAUUGUGCAUUAAAAUGUUAAUAUUUAAAAAUACUACUAAACUAAAUUUCAUGAUAGAUAUGGAGAAAUAUCCUGAUAUUUCUUUUGAAAACAUUUAGAUAGCAUGUAAUAAUACCUGCCUACAGUGGUGCUGUGUUUCACUGAGCAUCAAGUUUUUUAUUCAAGAUAAAUGCUGAAUUUGACUUCACCUCAAUCAUUCUCUCCCAUAUUUCAAUUAAACUGGAUGUUCUGCUCAUCUGAAGUGAUAGCUGCUCAUUUUUAAAUGAAUAAUAGGGUUAUAAAAAUAAAUGUGUAUUCUGAUUAUAAGUUUUCCACUACAGGAAGAUUGUAGAUUACAAUGUGCAUAAACUGUAUAAAUUGUGGCAUGGGUAACUGAAUAAUUUAGACCUAUAAAUAACCCAAUAAACUACUACUUCAUGGAUGGAAAUAA
Molecule: messenger RNA, 6535 nt
Organism: Caretta caretta (loggerhead turtle)
Lineage: Eukaryota; Metazoa; Chordata; Testudines; Cheloniidae
Gene: IFIH1
Product: interferon induced with helicase C domain 1
Biological process (GO): MDA-5 signaling pathway; antiviral innate immune response
Cellular component (GO): cytoplasm
Molecular function (GO): double-stranded RNA binding; zinc ion binding; hydrolase activity
Source: RefSeq, a predicted model, not a curated record